UCGAACUUCUACCGCUUGCUCGUCUGCCUCAGAAGCGAAUAAGCAUAUUGAAAACUGGAUAAAACCACCUACUUUGCACGAAGCGGAACGGUUGAUGGGUGCAUGUAGACGCCAUCGAUACAUUGGUAAUCUACUCCCUCUCAAGCGAAUAUACUCCCGUUCAAGGCCUCCAUGCCCGUUGCACAGUGUAAGUGUCCUACUGUGUCACCGCGCUGCGAAGCCCAGCCUAGAAGUCUGCGAUAUGUCCCUGCAUCGACCACACUUCUGAGACCUUUGACAACUUCAACACCAUCAUUAGUCCUCCAAAAGUUCUCACUCGUAGCGCUGUAUGCUUCAUCUCUACUGAUUUAUUAACAAACACAAGAAUAACCCUCACUGUAUAUGUCCACUGGAUAAACAACCCUCUGCCAUGUCGAAUAAAAACAAACAUCUUCAUUCCAAUUUUACCCACCAUGCCCGCGACAGUAGAUUGAUGGAAAAAAAGAUAGGCUGCAUCCUCCGGGAGUCGAACCCGAACCAAUUGCUUGGAAGGCAAUUAUCCUACCGUUGGACCAAGGAUGCUGAUUUCUGACGCCAUCUAUCCUACGGAUGAGAUCAAUGCGCGAGCUGUUGCUCUAUGGUCUUCGAUGGAAAAACGGCGGGUUUUUUGCAAUAUAUUGGCUGCGUUUCGACGGCGGCAGCGAUGGCAAGACAACGGAUCGAUUUGAGUGGUGAAAUUGGUGGCGGUGAGGAUGCGUGCGGGGCGUAGUGUAAUG
Messenger RNA from Dothidotthia symphoricarpi CBS 119687, 755 nucleotides. RefSeq lists its product as uncharacterized. The transcript has a single exon. Lineage: Eukaryota; Fungi; Ascomycota; Dothideomycetes; Pleosporales; Dothidotthiaceae. The record is from RefSeq and is a predicted model, not a curated record. Bases 410 to 571 code for a protein of 53 amino acids.